AUGGCAGAGAAAUCACGUCGUGUGGCACAAACGGAAGAUUUAUCGAAUGUUGAAUUUGAAACCAGCGAAGAUGUCGAAGUUAUUCCUACCUUUGAUAACAUGGGUCUCCGCGACGAAUUGUUACGCGGGAUCUACGCAUACGGUUUCGAAAAGCCAUCCGCCAUUCAGCAACGAUCCAUCAAGCCGAUCAUGAAAGGCAGAGAUGUUAUAGCACAGGCGCAAUCUGGUACAGGAAAGACUGCCACCUUCUCGAUUGCGAUACUGCAAUCGCUGGAUACUCAAGUACGGGAAACUCAAGUUCUGGUUUUGUCUCCGACUCGAGAACUCGCUACUCAGAUUCAAAAGGUCAUACUCGCAUUGGGGGAUUUUAUGAAUGUACAAUGUCAUGCUUGCAUCGGUGGCACAAAUCUUGGGGAGGAUAUUAGAAAGCUCGAUUAUGGUCAGCAUGUUGUAUCUGGCACACCUGGUAGAGUAUUCGAUAUGAUUAAAAGGCGAGUACUCAGAACUAGAGCUAUAAAAAUGCUUGUGCUGGACGAAUCUGAUGAAAUGUUGAACAAAGGUUUCAAAGAGCAAAUUUAUGACGUGUAUCGGUAUUUACCACCAGCGACGCAGGUUGUUUUAGUUUCAGCCACUUUACCACAUGAAAUUCUCGAGAUGACUAGUAAAUUUAUGACUGACCCUAUUCGUAUCCUCGUCAAACGUGAUGAAUUGACAUUGGAAGGAAUCAAGCAAUUCUUCGUCGCUGUGGAACGAGAAGAGUGGAAGUUUGACACGCUCUGCGACUUGUACGACACGCUAACGAUAACGCAAGCAGUUAUCUUUUGUAACACUAAACGUAAGGUAGACUGGUUGACGGAGAAAAUGCGAGAGGCUAAUUUUACAGUGUGUUCCAUGCACGGAGACAUGCCACAGAAAGAACGAGAUAAUAUAAUGAAGGAGUUUCGAUCUGGUCAAAGUCGUGUACUAAUUACAACAGAUGUCUGGGCGAGGGGAAUUGACGUUCAGCAAGUAUCUCUCGUAAUCAAUUAUGACCUACCAAACAAUCGUGAAUUGUACAUCCACAGAAUAGGCCGAUCGGGACGUUUUGGUCGUAAAGGUGUAUCAAUCAAUUUUGUGAAAACUGACGAUAUAAGAAUUCUUCGAGAUAUCGAGCAGUAUUACUCCACGCAGAUAGAUGAGAUGCCAAUGAACGUGGCUGACUUGAUAUAAAGCACACAAGAUCUACAAAUAGACCAAAUAUCUUUUCUUGUGGUUAUAGACACGCACUCUCCUGAUUUCCUUAACUUCUUAGAUGUAUUCACACCGCUUUCGUUAGAAAGAGUAAUAUUCAGAAAAAAUGUAUGUAAAAAUCUACUAAAGAUAUUUCAUGGCGAUAUUUUCCAAAAUCUUUUAAUUUAUUCCUAACAAAAGCCUUUUCAUAAAUAGCGUAUAAGUUAUUUUUAGUAAUUUCGUUAUUUCUACUCUGUAAGAAUGUUACGUAUCAUGAUAUCACGAUGAAGUAGAAGAAACUGUACCUACUGUAUUUUCUUCAUAUCGUGCAAGAAUAACGAAAAGUAUCCAGAUAUAAUGAUUGUAAGAAAAUUAUAAAAAUUAUACCUGUACAUCUGAACACUGAUAUGUAUAUUACUGAUAUAUCGGAGAUUUUUUAUCGAAACGAAAUAAAUCUCGUUUUACGUAUAUGGAUUA
Molecule: messenger RNA, 1686 nt
Organism: Ooceraea biroi (clonal raider ant)
Lineage: Eukaryota; Metazoa; Arthropoda; Insecta; Hymenoptera; Formicidae
Product: eukaryotic initiation factor 4A-III
Molecular function (GO): RNA helicase activity; ATP binding; nucleic acid binding
Source: RefSeq, a predicted model, not a curated record